CAACAAACCAAAGCAACCUCAUCAUCCACCAAAAGAGUCAUAGAAACAAUAACAAUUAAUAAUGUAUCAUAAUAAGUCAUCACAAAAACAACGUCAAUAGAAUCAAAGAGAAUGGGCCGGACGAGCUCCUCCGCUAAAGUUGUGACGCGGACCACGGAAGGAGCAGGAUUGCUCGAAACGAGUCAUCCUCUCGUUGAGCUGGCAAACGUCAUCUCGAAUGCAUGUGAGAGUGUCAAAGAUCCUCUUCACCCAAGAAGGUUCCGGUGCUUCUUCUCUCGGACGAGUCCUGCGUUGACGAAUGAUGCGUUCUGUGGUUCGACAUCCUCCGGCACGAGACAACUCUGCUUCGUUCUCGCUCUCCUUUUCGUCUGCAACAACCAGGUCCAGAUUUUGCUUGCCGGUUGUCUCUUUACGGGAGACAGUCCGGGUGAACUUGGUGUCCUUUAUGAAACAAGUCAUCUUCACCGGCACCCGAGUGUCCCGAGUAAUAUCCACUUUGCAGUGAGCAAGGAUAUGCAUGAUAGGGAUUGCAAAGCGAAGAUGUGAAAAGCGAGUACCAUUACUAAGUGCAAUAAGAAAGAAAUGAACCCAACCAAAUUUGCAUUGUUCAACAGGACGUGAAACAAUCAAAUGUAGUCCUUGUUGACAACGCCAUGGUUCGAAUCACGGGACAACAAAACAUAAGAGAAGAUGUAUUGUUGGACGCGUUGAAUCAAAGUGAGGUUAAUGA
Molecule: messenger RNA, 730 nt
Organism: Cuscuta campestris
Lineage: Eukaryota; Viridiplantae; Streptophyta; Magnoliopsida; Solanales; Convolvulaceae
Source: the annotation of a GenBank genome assembly